CGCCAAGGGGAUCCGCUGGCGCUGAGGGGAGCCGGUGGCACCGAGGGGACAGAGCGGAUCGGGUGCCGCCAAGGGGAUCCGCUGGCGCUGAGGGGAGCCGGUGGCGCCUCACGGCUCCAACGGCCCGACGCCGUUGCUAAGGAGACGGCCACGGCGGAGAUGGCGGCCACUGAGGCGGGCGGGAGUCCGGCUGCGGCCCCCGAGCCCUCGGCGUCCUCCUGCUCCUCAGAAAGUACUUCCUUGAAAGAAGGAAAUCUUCCCUAUCCUGGGAUGCUACCAGUAGAUAAGAGGCUUCUAAACUUACAGAUCUACAAACUUCUUCAGUGCGUUCAUGAGAAAGACAAGAAGCAAAUAGAAAAUCUGAUCCAGAAAGGAUUCCCAGACCUCAUUAAUUACACAGAGCCCAAGGAAGGAUAUAGUGCCUUUCACGUGGCCUCCAUGAAAAAUGACAUUGAAAUGUGCCGCUUCCUGCUGGAACACGGAGCUCGUCCGAAUGUCCACGACAACAUGGGCUGCACUCCAGCCAUGAAGGCAGCUGAGCUGGGCUAUGAGGUGAUUUUGGAAUUACUAGCAAAAGCUAAGGCAGACAUGACUGCUGUGGAUAAUGAAGGGAAAGGUAUUUUGUUUUACUGCCUUUCACCUACAGUUCGCCACACCCACUGCCUGCAAAUCGCCUUGGAAUAUGGUGCAGAUGUUAACAACUGUACCACCACGGGGAGGUCUCUGCUUCUACAAGCCUGUGAGCAGGCUCAUGAGGUUAAAGAAAUGUGCCUGAUUUUCUUGGAGAAAGGAGCAGAUCCCCAUGCAAAAGACCCGGCCACCGGGCGCACGGCCGUGAUGGAAGCUGCGCGGGAGGGUGCUGCCGACGUGGUGCUGGCUCUGCUGCGGAGGGGAGCCGACGUCAACCUGUUCGACUUUGAAAGGCACAGUGCUGCUCAUUUCGCGGCCAAAGGAGGCUUUUUUGAGAUUCUGACGAUUAUUUCAGGUUAUGGUGCAGACUUGAAACUGGUUGCUAUGAAUGGUAACACACCGCUUCAUUAUGCUGCAGAGGGAGGAUUUACAGAUUGCUGCAGGUAUAUAGGACAAAGAGGCUGUGAUCCUACAUGGUCAAACUUGUUAAAUCUGACCCCAAGGGAUGUUGCCAAGGCUGGUGGGUUUAAAGCAGCAGCAGCAGUGUUGCGCAAAGCCGAAAAAGCCUUUAAAAAGCCGGAUGAGAUCCUUGCCUGGUACCUGAAGGUGUACGACUGGUCCUUGCAGCACGAGGAUGCCAUCCGCAAGGAGUUUGAGGUUGACGAAGAAGGAGAUGGGAUGGUAUCCAGAAGUGAUUUUAUGUCAGUCCUUCGGAAGCGCUGGGGCACCGUGGAUGAGGAACAAAUAGAAAUUCUGGCUAAAAAGCAUGAAGUAUCUACCGACAAGAUCAGCCUGGAUGAUUUUUUUAAAGGCUCAAAAUACCUGCAGAAACCCUUUCUGCUGUCAUCCUUUGGGCCCAAAGCAAAGAAGAAGAAGAAACCGCAGAGAAAGAAAGGCAAAAAAGGCCUGCCUGUGCCAAUCUGUGUAAUGCCAAAGAGCGAGCGUCCGCUGAGGGAGGAUGGCUUCCCUACCUACAUGGUUGAGGCUGUCCCAAAGAUCCCUGAAGAGCAGCGUUUCAAACGGGCCCUCCAGUCCGCCCACCCCGUGUUCGAUGACCGGGCCUGGUACGUGGAGGAGCCAAGGAAAUCCCUCAUAGACAUCACCUACCUGGUGAGACAAGGAGACUUUGUGUCUCUGCAGAGAGCCUUCGACCAGGGCGUGCCAGUAGACAUAAAAGAUAAAUAUUACAAAACACCUUUGAUGGUUGCAUGUGCGAGUGGCAACAUAGUCCUUGUGGAGUUUCUUCUGGAAAAGGGGGCUGAUGUAAACGCGACCGACAACUUCCUGUGGACUCCUCUGCAUCAUGCCUGCUACAAUGGACACCUGGACAUCGCUGAGGUGCUGGUGCAGGCUGGAGCAGCCGUGAAUGCCCCUGCCAUCGGCGAGGCCACGCCGCUGAUGAGAGCCGUUGAGGCCUGCAGGCUGGACAUGGUCUAUUUCUUAAUCACUGCAGGUGCUGACGUCCAGGCUGUAAACAGCAAUGGAAGGAGUGCUCUCGAUCUUGCUGAAGUAUUUGAAGAUGCUAGAAUAAUUGAACUGCUCGAAAAUCAACUGCAAAUUUUGGCAGAAGAACAAGAAAAAGAAGAAGCAAAGCCAGCAAAAGGUGGGAAGCCAAAACCAGCAGAGCCACCGAAACCUGUGAAGAAGGAGUCUCCAGAUGCAUCUCCGCCACCUGAGGAAGAACCUGUUCCUGAAAAGACAACGCGUUCCCGUAAGGACAGUUCUGCUUAUUGGAAAUCUUUGGCAGCGAGAGAAAACAAAAAUGACAUCUCCUUCAGACCCAGAAAAGUAUGGAGCCCUGAUGCCACAGCGAUGCAGCUUGCAGAAAAGCGAGAAUUGCUCCGUGAACGCGCUGCUCUUUGUGGUCACAUGGAAGAUUUCACAACCCUCUUCAAUAGGAAAUUUGAGAAAUAAGCACAGCAUCUGCACAAAGCUACUCCAGCACGUGUUUUGAGGAGACAAAGAUGUAAAAGGCUACUCCUUUGCAAGGAAGGAAUCGUGCAGUGCUCAGUAAAUAAAUCUCAGUUACCAUAAAAGAAAAUCAUAUCAAGUUUUUCCUCCAUAGAUUAUGUUGCUUACCCACAAUCUUUUGUUGAGGGCUUAGUCUGCAAAAAGAUUUCUCCUCGUGUGAUUCUAAGUCUUGGAGCUGGCUCAGUAUACUUCAUGGAAUAGCCACUGUUGUGACACACAAAUCUUUUGAAAAGGUGUGGCUUUAGAAGGCUUUCAGCCCAACACAAAACUUCUUCCUGGAAGAUACAUCCCCCUUCUGCUCUAAAUAUAUAGAUACAAAGGUAGCAUUCAGUAAUUAGCUAAGACAGCAGCGUUCUCACUUGUCUGUAGAGGCCACAGCGAGUUCACAAUUUAAAACCAGGACUCUCACAGGGCCUAGUGUGCUUCCUUCAUGUUCUCCCAUGCAUUUGCCAGAGUGCACGUGAGAUCUGAAACUGCUUCCACCCCAACGGGCUCAUAUUGUUUUCCUUCUGAUUGCUUGAAAGGAUAACAGUCUCUGUAAUAAUCUGUAAUCCAUUUGCCAUGUCUCCCACAGACCACUGGUAUCUCUCACACGAAGGAAGGGUCUCAGAGACCUGCACUGCAGAGUUCCAAGCCACUGAGACCAUCAAGCCCAGCCUUUGACCACUGUCCCCCAGACCAUGGCCCAGAGUGCCACAUCCAGUCUUUCCUUAAACGCCUUCAGGAUGGUGAUUCCACCGCCUCCCUGGGCAGCCCAUUCCAAUGUUAAUUCCAUUCCUUUCCGUGAAGAAAUUCCUCCUAAUGUCCAACCUGAAUAUGUAUCUCUUCAUCCUCCAGGUAAUUUUUCCUAAGCUCUUCCAGUUUGCCAGAGGGGGUUAUUAACAAACACUGUUCUGGGCCAUCCAAAACUGACAUCACAUUCAUUGUUCCAAAUUUUUUGCUUCUAGCUUCUUUCUAAGAGAUUUAUCUUGCUCCAUCACCUCCCGAAGGACCAAUUGAAGCAACUGAUUCAUUUCCCAUUCCCUCUGAACCACUUCUGGUUCAGCAGCUCCCCGUGAGCCUUCGAGAGCUGCAAAGCUUCCACCAGUAAUGAUCCUCUGAGGGUUGUCCUGACUUCUCCUGGAGAAAAACGUUCCAGCAGGUCUAGAGCCCACCAAUCACUGCACCAGAGCCAAGGCAGCCUGUCUGUGGUGCCAGUUUGACAUUGUGACCCCCCUCUGCAGCCAGGUUACUGAGGUUCUUGGUAACACAUCCCUCGGGGGCAAUCAGAGAAACAACACUGAAUGACCAAUGAGUGAUUUUUAUCUGCCAGCAUAAAACUUCUGCUGGCUGCAAUGAUUGUAAAUAACAAAAAUAGUGGAGCUUCAGUUAAGUCAUAGAAAGCUGUGUGGGCAAGGAGCCCGUGAACAAUCGUAAAUGAAACUGCAUCUUUGAAAGAAGGAGAAGCAAAGGGGCAAUUUGCUGAACUGUAGCCAUCAAAAUAAAAUCAAGCAGCAGUCAGAAAAACUGUGUUUCUGGCAGAGCUCUAUCGCAGAUGUUACCCAGGACAGUUCACAGCCUUCACGUGUCCAUCGAGGCUUUUCCUGGUUCUUAGUGCAAGGUUGAGCAGCACAGCAUUCCUUGUGGGAUCCUCCACCACCUGUGUCAGGAAGGGAUCAUCAGAACUUUCCAGGAACCUCCUGGACUGUCUGUACUUUGCUGUGUUGCCUCUCCGGCUGUCAGGGUGGUUAAAGUCCCUCACAAGAGGGGAGAACCAGGACUUGUGUAUUGAGGCUGCUUUGAGCAUCCUGCAUUGUGGCAUCACAGUGGUGAUGCAAUAAGGAGGCUGUGUCCUGUGCAGGACACCCACUGCAGUCCCUAAGAGAUGGGGGAAUAGGAAAACCUGCUUGGCUGGAGGAGGCAGAGCCACCCACAGCUGCCCUCGCCAUCAGACUGGCCUGGGACAGCGUGGCACAGAGCAGCGCUGCAGGCACCCGGCCCCUCAGCCAGGGGCAAUAGCUGGGCAGCUGACAUCCCGGCUGCCCCUGGCCCAGCAGGCCAAGGACGAGGCAACAGCGCGGCAUCCCGAGGCUGUGCAGUGCAGCUGGGAUGCUGGCAGAGGGCUUGGCGGGGCCGGAAAUGCCAUGGCAGG
Motacilla alba alba is the source of this 4732-nucleotide messenger RNA. RefSeq names its product ankyrin repeat and EF-hand domain containing 1 (gene ANKEF1). Gene Ontology annotation, molecular function: protein binding. Lineage: Eukaryota; Metazoa; Chordata; Aves; Passeriformes; Motacillidae. Bases 160 to 2544 code for a protein of 794 amino acids. The record is from RefSeq and is a predicted model, not a curated record. The transcript has 10 exons.